Molecule: messenger RNA, 1425 nt
Organism: Penicillium antarcticum
Lineage: Eukaryota; Fungi; Ascomycota; Eurotiomycetes; Eurotiales; Aspergillaceae
Exons: 4
Coding region: 1-1425 (474 amino acids)
Cellular component (GO): mitochondrion; cytoplasm
Molecular function (GO): lipoic acid binding; acetyltransferase activity
Source: RefSeq, a predicted model, not a curated record
AUGAGCUUCCGGCGCAGUGGGGGAAUUCUCCCCCGCAACUUUCGGCCUUGUCUACCCCAGAAUCACCUCCGCAUUCGCUCCACCCUACCGCCGCUGUUGUCUCGGAGGUUCCAUGCCAGCUCGCUGUUAUGGGGGAUUAAGUCACAAGUGUUGAAGGAUGUUGGUGAAGGUAUCACCGAGGUCCAGAUCAUUCAGUGGUAUGUGGAGGAGGGGGCACAUAUUGAAGAGUGGAAGCCUCUAUGUCAGUAUCAGUCUGAUAAGGCUGUUGAUGAUAUUACAUCGAGAUAUGAGGGUGUUAUUAAGAAGCUUCAUUUUGAAGCUGAUGACACAGUACCCACGGGGAGAGCACUCUGUGAUAUUGAAGUCGAAGAUGGAAAAUACCCCGACGAUAACCCUCCGCACGAGCCUAGUGCGGAUCCACCAGCCCCAGAUCUCGCUGUAGCUGCAACCCAAGCAGCUGAAUCCUCCCAUAUAGCUCCUCCGCCCAUAAUCUCGGAGGUAGAGGUAGCACCCAAAUCAAAGCACGCAAGCCUCGCCGUGCCAGCAGUACGCGGCCUACUGAAAAGCCAUGGCGUGGACAUCAUCCAAGUAAACGGAACCGGCAAAGACGGCCGAGUAAUGAAACAAGAUGUGCUUGACUUCGUCGCAGAAAGAGACUCACCGGUUGGGACAGCCCAAAUCCCUCUCCAAGCCUCUGUGUCACCAGACACAAGACAAAUAGAGUCAAUUUCCAACCUGACUCCGAUCCAAUCACAAAUGUUCAAGACAAUGACCCGAUCCCUGAACACCCCUCACUUCCUCUACGCAGACGAACUUAAAGUCAACGACAUCACAGCCAUGCGCAAGAAACUCGCCGGCGACUCCCGCGACCCCCAGAAAAUAACUUUCCUCCCCUUCGUUGUUAAGGCCGUCUCCUUGGCUCUUGCAGAUUAUCCAAUACUCAACGCAAAGGUCGAUGUCAGCGAUCCUAGCAAGCCAAAGCUAGUUAUGCGCGCUAAGCACAAUAUCGGCAUUGCAAUGGAUACUCCGAAUGGACUAAUCGUCCCGAACAUAAAGGACGUCGCCAGCCGCUCCAUCCUCGAUAUUGCCGCCGAGAUUGCUCGUCUCAGCGCCCUCGGCAAGAGUGGGAAAUUGACACCCGCCGAUCUAAGCGGAGGAACAAUCACCGUUUCGAAUAUCGGGAAUAUCGGCGGGACAUACGUCGCGCCGGUCAUUGUGCCCACUGAGGUUGCUAUUCUUGGUGUUGGUCGGUCGAGGGCUGUUCCGGUCUUUGAUGAGGCUGGCCAGGUCACGCGGGGAGAUAUGGUUAACUUUAGUUGGAGUGCGGAUCACCGUGUUAUUGAUGGGGCGACUAUGGCUCGCAUGGGUAAUCGGGUUCGGGAGCUGGUUGAGUCGCCUGAGCUUAUGCUAUUGAAUUUGCGGUGA